Messenger RNA from Aspergillus vadensis CBS 113365, 3398 nucleotides. Its product is annotated as alpha/beta-hydrolase. The coding region runs from base 1 to 3189 and encodes 1062 amino acids. The record is from RefSeq and is a predicted model, not a curated record. NCBI's taxonomy places the organism in Eukaryota, Fungi, Ascomycota, Eurotiomycetes, Eurotiales, Aspergillaceae. The transcript has 6 exons.
AUGUUUGUUUCUCUUAAUGUGCUGGUGGCACCAGCUGUAUUUAUUGCAGCGGCCGUUGCCACAAGCGUGCCGACCAUUGCUCGAGCUGCAAGUGACUCGCGAAGUGAUGACACGACAGUGUUCUUCGAGAAUGACGGCAACUGGACAUCUCAUGGAACCAAGCCUAGCGCCCUAUUCAUCAACACGGCCUCGAGUUAUGCUGAUGCCAAUGCGGUGUGCACAGCACAGAAUGAGACAUUGCUGAGCUGUGACGAAUUCGCCAACUUUGAGAACUUAUUCAGUUACCAGCGAUACCUCGGCAGGAUCACUACUGAUCAGCUGUUCUGGUCAUCAUGCUCUUCCUCCUCCCCAACAUCGUGGCGCGGUGUUGUUCAAAGCAGCACGAAUUCGACCUCCAAUCUCCCGUUUUUGUGCACCAACAGCGCCCCUCUCGUUGACAAAGUAGAUACGGAUUACUCUGCUUUCCCCCAUGUGAAUGUCACCUACAACGGUACGACUUUCGAGGGCAUGAGGGACCACAUGGCAUUUCGCUUCGCUGGCAUUCGCUUUGCUCAGCCCCCGACGGGGAAUCUACGAUUCCAACCGGCGCAGCCGUGGAAUCAUACUAUUCCGUAUGUGAACGCCACGAGUUACGGACCGGCCUGUUUGCAGUUUGGUUACUUCGAUGGUAACUCACAUCUUAACAUGGGUGCUUACUUGUCAGACCCCUGGGGAAAUAGUGAGGACUGUCUAUUUCUCAACAUCUGGACGCCACAUAUCCCGUCAGCCGACUCCUUGGAUCCUCACAGCGGGAAGCCCGUUAUGGUUUGGAUCUAUGGUGGUGGUGAUACUCAAGGCUCGGCCGCUGACUCCACUUUUGAUGGAGCUAGUCUUGCGUCUCGCUCGGAUGUUGUGGUUGUCUCGUUUAAUUACCGGGUCAAUAUAUUCGGUCUUUUAGCUCUCAAUGAUGGCGAGCUCAAUGGCAACUACAUGAUGACCGAUAAGAUCCAAGCAUUGCGCUGGGUUAGGCAACACAUCGCUGGAUUUGGGGGCAAUCCGAAGAACGUGACAAUCUUCGGUCAAUCCGCCGGUGGAUCAUCAGUCAAUGAUCUGAUUACAUGUCCCGCAAUUAUUGGUGAAGACCUCUUUCAAAAUGGUAUCGUCCAGUCCGGAAAGUCAAAUGUCGCUACUGCCGAAGUCGCUGCAGCUUACGCCCUACCCUACAUUGAGAAAUUCUGUAACGGCACAGCCACACAACGGGCUUCCUGCUUGCGAUCCUUGUCCGCAGAGACCCUGCUUGAUAUUAGCAACAAUAGUAUCAGUUGGUACACCGUCAUCGACGGUCACUACUCAGCCGACUACACUCAAGCUCGAUAUGCACUCGGAGCACAGUACAUCAAUUCCGUCAACGUGCUAACGGGCAACAUGCUGGAGGAAUACCAGUCGCUCGCAACCACAACUCUCUGGCCUAGCAUGAGCAACUUCAGCGAGGCGUUAGAGAUCCUCAUCAGCGACGCCGCUAUCAACGAAGCCCAAGCAGAGGCCGCCCUCAACUCAGGGCUCUACGCAAUCACCAACAACACGGUCUACAACGGCAGCACAACCUACACCUCGGUCUACAACGCCUCAGUCCACCUCGGUACCGAAGGCCAACUAUACUGCGACGGCACACUCCUUCAAUGGGUCGCAGCCGCCUCCUGGGCCUUCAAGUCCCACUGGUUCUACAUCCACAACCGAGGCUACGCACUCAGCUACUAUGACUUUUACGACCUGUGUACCUUCCCCGUAGGAAAGCCAGAUACUCCAUACUACCGCUGCCACAGCAGCGAUCUAUACGAGGUCUUUGGCACAUACUAUAUCUUUGACCAGCCAGUGCGUGUACCCGAGGAUAUUUACUACACCAACGCGAUCCAGGAUAUGUGGGGUGCUUUUGCCCGGACCGGGAACCCGAACGUCGAUCCGGCGUACUUGAAGGCACGAUCGUAUGAUUCGACGAUUGACUUCUUCUUUGGCUUCGAGUGGCCGCAAUUUACGGUGACUAGUCCAAGGGUUGCGUCUUUGCAGUACCCGGGGCCGCAGGAGCACUGUGGGGUGCUGUUGCCGCAUGUGACGAAUCCGAGUGCUCCUACUGCGAGUGCACAUGUAUUAGGUAACUGGCGAGGAUCAAUCGACCAUGGUUGGUCGGCUAUUUUUCCAACUCCCUCAUCACUGCUGAGUACAUUCAGCACCCAUUCCAUCCAAGAUAUGGAAAUCUUCACACGUGCCCAAACGAGCUUCCUGUCUUGGAAACACGGAACACCACUCCCAUCUGGGGCCUAUGCCUCCCCAAAGUUUCAGUCCUGGCAUACCUUUGAUCCUGUCCAGGGUUGGAUUGCCACUGGCUCCGACAUCGAUACAAAUACACCAGCAGACCCAGCUGGGGGUGCCGAUACCUCAAGGCUUGUCCUUCUGACAUGGAAUAUUGAUGCAACGUCUCCUCAGACCGAGAAACGCGUUACAGAAAUAAUCACAUGUAUUAUCGGGUUAGAUCCCCGCGUGCAUAUCAUAUUCCUCCAAGAAGUGUCAAAGCCAGCCCUCCAGCAAAUCUUGAAAGACGAGCGGAUUCGCGAGCUCUGGCUUUCGAGCGAAUGUGACGACACAUCAUGGGGCGGUCAAUCGUUUGCGGUAAUGACCCUACUGUCUAAGGCACGCUUCACGACAAACGCCGCCAUAGGACCAAUUUGGAGGGUGAAGUUCCCUAGUCACUUUGCUAGGGAUGCUCUCUGCUGUGAUAUCUUUGUCCCUUCGCCUAAGGAUUCUAGACCGACACGGAUACGUCUAGUAAAUGUUCACCUAGACUCUCUGCCAAUCAAGCCUUCCCACAGACCCAAGCAGGUAUCUAUCGUUACAUCUCUCCUUCGGGUCGCAGGUCAAGGACUAGUCGCAGGUGACUUCAAUCCUGUCCUCGAUGAAGACAACGGCCUUCUAGAAAAGAACGGCUUGGUGGAUGCUUGGGUAACUCUUCGGCCUGAAGAACCUGGCUUCACUUGGGGCCUAGAUGGCAAGCAACCAUUCCCUCCUAACCGGCUUGACAGAAUAGGUAUACUUGGGCUGCAGCCGCAUGACAUUAAGAUAAUAGAGCCGAAACCGAUAAGCGGAUCUUCUCACGAUGAACCCUUAUGGAGUGAUCAUCAUGCUUUGGUCUGUUCCUUUGGCUUGGUAGAUGAGUGAUCAUCGAUAUCUUUGUCUCUUCGGGUUGUCGAGAAAUAAGCGAGCUAAGGACAGUAAAAAGUAUAUAAUAAGAGAUGUAAACUAAUGAAUAACUAGAAAUAGAAAAGGUGCAGUGAAAUGCAAAUUGCUAGAUCUAUACUUGAUUCUUUUGGGUGAGAAGCAUAUGCUGCAUGUGGCUAAGCCAGGGACAGUUACCUAUUGAAUUCCCC